AGUACUUUCGGUGGUCUACCGUCUAUGGUCAACCGGCGUCUGCCGUCUGCUAUUGUUGUUUUGUUUUGUGUGAAAUCGAAAUAAAUAAUGUAAAAUUUAAAACAUGUCUGUAAUAUCAGAUUAUAAACACUUUUUCCCAAUAGACAGUAUUCAAAAAGUAUGUGACCUUUUUGAGGAGCAGUUGCGCAGAAAUGAGGAACCGGACUUGGCAUUGUUUUCUAUUAUAAUUGGCGCUGUUGAAAAUAAUUUAACAAAAGUUAAAAACAGCGAAAAGGACGUAAAUUUGUCCUCUAAUAAAUUUAUUAAAAUGACUUUUCCUUCUGUAGAGUGGGACGAAGUGAAAACACUUUAUGAUCGCUUCGUAUCUUUGAUGAAAAGCGGCGUCGACACAAAGUUGUUAAGUGGAGAACUUGCUACGCGUGAUUUAGUCAAAAGAGUGGCAGAUGUGGUUUGGAACUCCUUGACACGAAGUUAUUAUAAGGACAGGGCUCACCUACAGUCUAUUUACAGCUUUUUAACUGGAAAUAAAUUGGAUUGUUUUGGAGUAGCUUUUGCUGUGACUGCUGGCUGUCAAGUUCUGGGUAAACAAGAUGUACACCUAGCGCUCUCAGAAGAUCAUGCUUGGGUUGUUUUUGGAAAAGAUGGAUCAAACACUGCUGAAGUAACAUGGCAUGGCAAAGGCAACGAAGACAAAAGGGGACGGUCUGUUGGAGAAGGAGUGCUUGCUCGCUCGUGGCUGUAUGUGGCGGGCAAACCUGUUGUAUGCUCUCGGGUAAUGGAACUUGCAGCAUUAGUGUCAUCCAUUAAUCCCACACUAACACCUACUAUCGAUGUGCACGAAGUAGCGCAGAUGCAGCACAAGCUCCUUUGGUUGUUGUUUGAUAAAGGCCAUUUAGAUGCAUAUCCUAUGGCUUUAGGAAAUCUUGGUGAUCUGGAUGAGUAUAUGAAGAUAUCGAAUUGCACAGAAGAACCAGAUAAUUCCACAUUAAAAGAUGAAACUGAAAUCACAAAGUCAAAUACACCAAGACCAGAUUCAGCAGCUUUGUACGUUCAAGCGAUUCGCUCUUCUAGAACAUAUUAUGAGGAUCGUCAUGUGUACCCAUACACUUUUCAAGGUGGCUAUUACCAUCGACAUAAAAUGUAUAAGGAAGCAUUUCAUGCCUGGGCCUGUGCUGGUGAUGUUAUUAGACACUAUAACUAUUCAAGAGAUGAUGAAGAAAUAUACAAGGAAUUUUCUGAAAUUGCAAAUGAACUCAUACCACAAUUGAUGAAAGCUGAAAGCUCUGGACAUUCUGCAAGAUCAAUUUUAAAGGAUCCAGAAUGUUUCGCAUCUCUUCUUAGGUUUUAUGAUGGAAUUUGUAAAUGGGAAGAGGGAAGCCAAACACCCAUUCUGCACAUAGGAUGGGCGAAGCCUCUCGUAAGUACCAUAUCGAAAUUCGAUGCAGAGGUAAGAGCCCAGGUUAACAUAGUCUGUAGCCCUGACAACGGCGAGCCAACAGAUGAGACGCGCAAAUCUGAAAAGUCAAGUCAGAAAGAGGACAAGGAGAUGGACAACGACAGGUGGAACAAUAACUCGGAGAAUACAGAACUGUCGGUCAGGGAGCAACUGACCGCAGCAGUAAACAGCAGACCUCGAGUGACACUGUACAGUCACAAGAUGGCAGCUCUCAAGCCACUGCUGCUGGCCGAGCGCCUCAACACGCACGCACUGCAGUUGCAGCUGACAGCGCAAAGUCAGUUACAAAGACCGCAGCCGCCGGCUAAACGGCGUGAGGAUGAUGAACACAAUUCCCAAGCGCCGACGGCGCGAGCCAAGCGCGCUCGUCGCGAGCGUUAAGCGCUUCCUGUACAAUACGAUGUAAAUAUAUGAGAUUAUAUUAUUGCCUCGUUGGGCUAGUGGUUAGCUUGUUAGGCCGUUGAUGUCGAUUUCCGGAUCGGGAUAAAAACGGGAUUUGGUUUUUCCUUCAAUAAAUUCUCAGUAGGUAUUAGCCCGGAGUCGGGAAAUCGGUGGUGUUUCGGUAUGUAAGCCGGCGGUCCUUCGCGUGAUCUCUCUCUGGUCUUAUCGGAUUGCUGUCCCACUGGACUAUAAAAGGAAAGGAAUGGAGAGUGUGCCUGUGUUUGCGUACACACUUGUGCCCUAUAAGCAGGAGGCUUUAUCUCUGUGGAGAUUGGCCACUAGGGCCAAAAUUCGGCCAUUAUUAUUGCAUUUAAAUAAUAAAUACAUAUUUAAAUAAAAGAGUAAGAACUUAUAACUAUUUUAGUAGGUAUUACUUAAUAGUACUUAUUACUUAAUAGUAUUUAGGAAUCUUUUACGGGAAAAUAAAUAUCUUUAGACUGAAAUCAAAGAUCGUUGCUGCGCUAAUGCUUGGUGUAGAGCACCAAAAUUACUUCAGUAUUAGAGCCAUUUGAAUUCGCCACCUAUAUCAUAUUUACUAUUAUAGAACUGCGUCGAUCAGCGACGCGCCGCAGAAUCGAAUCGUUUGUAAUGGUGUGGCUCCAUUGCAAUUGGUGAACAUAUUCGGCAAAGAUUCGUUGGUGUGGCCGGCGUCAGUCGUAUAAUUUGCACAUUCACAAAACAUUUGACGAAUAUGUAUUCGUGUUGAGGCGGCAAUUUGGCCCGGAUCAAACGAAAUUAGUUUAAGAUCCGGCUGCUUGAAUCUGUAUCUGUCUUUUAAUAAAACUUUUUUUUAAUGAUAUAUAGACAACUUUGUCUAGGUCGUCUAUAUAUCUAUUCUACUAUCAUGUAUUGUUCAUAAAAAAUUAGUUUUAUAAAAAAACAGAUAUGCAGAUUCAAGCGCCGGAUCUUAGACAAAAACAUUCAUCGAAUCCCGAAUGUGGUGGCCACACUGGUAAAUAGAUUUGCCGUUUGCCGAACUUUCGUCAAACUUGCCCAAACUCGAAACGAAACAUUCGCGCAUAGAAUCAUAGAAAUUUCACCGUCAUAGAAAUUGCAACCAACGCGUGUCGGCUCGAUUCUUCGCGCCUCAGGUCGACUCCAUGUUUAACUGUGUGAUGUGUCGUAGUGUGUCGCAAAGCUCUCUGGCAUUGGCCAAUUAGAAUGAGUCUAGAACGAGUCUUAAGCCGCUUUUCCACCAGAGAUAUUCUAUGC
Molecule: messenger RNA, 3109 nt
Organism: Maniola jurtina (meadow brown)
Lineage: Eukaryota; Metazoa; Arthropoda; Insecta; Lepidoptera; Nymphalidae
Gene: Mnn1
Product: menin
Exons: 5
Coding region: 104-1837 (577 amino acids)
Biological process (GO): negative regulation of cell population proliferation; negative regulation of cell cycle; regulation of transcription by RNA polymerase II
Cellular component (GO): nucleus; histone methyltransferase complex; chromatin
Molecular function (GO): Y-form DNA binding; chromatin binding; transcription cis-regulatory region binding
Source: RefSeq, a predicted model, not a curated record